AAGUCUAAAAAGCUUAUCUUAAAAAAUAACCGUAACUGUAUAACGAGAAAGCCCGCAACCACAAGAAGGUCGAGCAUAUUGUGAGAACCAUCAGAGAAGCCCCUUAACCUUAUGUACCUAAUAAAUAGCAUUUUAAGUAGCAUUCUAGAUUAGUAGUCAAAUCUUCGACAAAAUUGACAAACAUCACACAGACGAGAAUUCGCUAGUUGCAUGAUUUCUUCUGCUUGUUUUGUCCCACAACGAACCCCGAAAUUGUUUGGAUGAUUUCGAGAUUCUCAUUCUCCUAACUAGUUCUAAAUGCGACCUUUAAGCGUGAGAGACUUACUUUAAUCUUCAAAACUAAAGCGACCCUCAACGACAAUAGAUAAUUCAUUUCUACAUGUACUGGUAAUUACCCGUAGGUACCCUGACAACAUAAACAUCAACAUCCAGCUUCAGUUCUUCUUGUUAGUCAUUUUCAUCGACCCCUAGCCCUACUAGUUCUAGUUGUAUUUUUUCAACAACAAGACAGCGAUCAUACUUUCAUCAAAGCGACAUAGAUUUAGAAUAACGACAUGAAAAUGCCACGUCAACGACGUCCACACCCUUUGCCUCCAAUCAAGGUCGUAACUGAAACACGGACUCAACAGCAGCACGAUCCUAGAUCUUCUCCCUACGCUAUGCUGAACGCAUCUCCUACGACAAACGCUUGGUAUCGAAGUGAACCACCACCGCAAAGUAGUCACCAAGUAAGUCUAAGUCACCAAGAUCAUAACAGCCUUCAUGGAGUUACAUUAGGUCCUCUUGGAGGUCAACAACAACUAGAGCAAGCAUCUUCGCUGUCAUCAACUACAGCUGUUGACUACAACACUGCUAUGUCAACUCUUUCUGCGGGGGCGGGACAAGGGCAAGCACCAGUGCAGGUGAUGCACCUGUGCCGGCGGUUGCAAGACGAGCUUCGGCGUGUCCUGGCAGAGCGUGACUCCUUGAAAGAUGAGGUGGCACGAUUGGAAUUUGAGAAGGUACUACUCCUUCCAUUGUUUGAUGGCGUACUUUUUCCAUUGUCGACAGCAGUACAGAGGAAGAUGUUGCGUAUCUAGAAUUCGUUACAACAAGCAUUCAGCAUUUCUUUUUCUUCAUCUUCCGACAUUCUCAUAAUAAAUCUUCACUGCAUAUCUCCGAGUCUCAUCUUUAAAAAACCAACACAACAGGACAACAUGUUUGCCCUAAUGCAGAACGAGGAAGGCAAUGGAGCAGCGACAGUAAAACCACUUACCGAGCUAAUCCGACAGCAGGAACAAGAGAUGGCGCGUUUGCGUAAGGAGAAUCAAGCUUUGUCUAAGUCUUUCGAGACGUAUAUCAAGGCUAUUCAGGGAUGUUUCUUGCCCUCUCCUCGCGACGCCAUGAUCAACGCCGCAUUGGCCGCUAAGCGCAAGGCUGAUAGGACCUUCACAAGAGGCACCAGCAAUUAUUGUGGCGCAUCAAACAGCGACGACACGGAUUCUACAUCGGCGAAGAGCACAGUCAGUUCCACACCUUCGCCAGCACCGCCAGGUCUAGGUGGAGGAGGAGACGCUUCUGACACCACAAGAGCAGGAGGUAACUGCGGUAUUUCGACUGCGUCUGAACCAGGAAAUUCAUCCAACGAGCAGCAGCUCUAUCUGCCACCUUGCCUAGUCGGAGGUGGAACUACUAGCACAGCUGGUGGAGACGAGGACGAUGACUCUACGAAUUACACGACCUACAAUGGCACCCCUAGUCUUAAAAGUAGGGGACGAAAGAGCACGAAUAUGACAACACUGUCCGACAAGAUUAGGGAAGACAACGACCGUUUCGCAUCGCUGGUGACCGAAGCACCUGUUGAGAAGAUAGUCAAGGAAUUGGUACAACAUUUUCUACACUCUUUUUUCUGAAUCAUCUCUGAAAUUUUUAUGACUCAUAAUUGAUUCUUUCGUAAGUACAUAGACAUAGAAAUGAUGUAAUGUGAUGACCAACGUCCUCCCCCUACCUACUUCUGUAGUAGGUACCAACAGUCCCUCCUCUACAACUAAAUCAUCCGAGAAGGCCUUUCCAGCUUCUAUCGCCGAUCUAGAUCUACAACUACAAUUCAAAUUCAUUUCUUCUAUCUACUUUGUCUCUUCUCGUCAGGUCCAAACUCCUACUAGUUGUACUGCGCUAGAGCAGCAGUCUACACGAGGACGAACUUCCGAAGUUUCCUUGUCGACAGCCUCAUUCCGAAGUGGCGGAACGAGUGGAACAGGAACGAGUGGAGCACGUCCUCCUCCACCUCCGCCGACCGCCAAGCCACCAGCGCCGCCGACCGACCUAUCAGCAGCGACGCGUAAUUUGCCAGCUCCACCUAAGAUUCAGCCACCUGGCGUAGAGGCCUUGCAGCAGAAUACAAGAUUUGCAGCAUUAGCGAGUCCGUCAAGACAGCCACAAAAUCGAGUUACACCAAGUGCUGGAAGCCAAAUGCCAUCGUUGGAACCUACCUUCAGCUUUGGGGCACCGCCUCCUCAACUAGGUGGAAGCACUAGUAACGGCACAUCAUCGACAAACAAUAUGAGUGGAUUGGCAGUACCAAACGUGCCUUAUCAUAACCUUGCCCAUUGUUCACCACGUAGUCAGGGCCAUCAUUCUCCAAGAGGCGGAGCGUCGUACCACGAUCAUUCACCUGUCAACAGCAAUGGCCCAGUGUCUUAUUGGGGUCCGCCGAAUCGUCGAGCACCAGAAUCCUCUGGUAAAGGAGCACCCAUGUCGGUGUCCCCAGUCGUGGCAGCACCUGUAGUUCCUGCAUCAGCGACACCAUCAUCUUCUACCGCUUCAAUGCCAGGAGGUGAUCAACAUCGUGCUGAACUACUCAGAAUGUGCGAACGCUAUGAGGUCGAGAAGCGUACCGCAGAAUGGUUCGCGCAGCCUGAGCAUUCCAGGUAUUGGGAAGCGCUAGUUCACAAAAGUGUGGAACUCGAGCGACGAAACGAUGAUGGUUCGAUGAGGGUGAAAAACUCAUCUGCGUGGUUGACGAAAUUCUUCAACGUUUUGCGGACUAAUCCCGAUGAAGCAAGACCAAGAAAGGGAAGUGGAAUGCCAGCUAUAUUCAAUGCUGCUCAGCAUGGUGGAAAUGGCGAUCAUUCCGGUAUCCCUACAAGUUCUUGUGGAAUGUCAAGCGCCAUGUAUGGAACAACAGGAGAUGAACCAUAG
Amoebophrya sp. A25 is the source of this 3180-nucleotide messenger RNA. NCBI's taxonomy places the organism in Eukaryota, Dinophyceae, Syndiniales, Amoebophryaceae. The record is from the annotation of a GenBank genome assembly.